This is a messenger RNA of Glycine soja, 1803 nucleotides long. Its product is annotated as glutamate-1-semialdehyde 2,1-aminomutase, chloroplastic. NCBI's taxonomy places the organism in Eukaryota, Viridiplantae, Streptophyta, Magnoliopsida, Fabales, Fabaceae. The transcript has 3 exons. Bases 121 to 1521 code for a protein of 466 amino acids. Gene Ontology annotation, cellular component: chloroplast. Gene Ontology annotation, molecular function: glutamate-1-semialdehyde 2,1-aminomutase activity; transaminase activity; pyridoxal phosphate binding. The record is from RefSeq and is a predicted model, not a curated record. Gene Ontology annotation, biological process: tetrapyrrole biosynthetic process.
AUAAAGGAGUGUGUUGGAUGAGGCGAAACUCGAGAGUGUAAGGUUUUGCAUUUCAUUUGACGAAGAGUGAGAGAGUCUUAUCUGUCGUCUCUGAUCUCUGAUCGCAUCUUCAUUCCGAAAAUGGCUGUUUCGGCUAUCACUGGAGCGAGGCUAACCCUAGGGAUGUCUCUUUCCUCUUCCACGCGAUCACGAACCGUCGCAAUGGCCGUAUCUAUCGACCCCAAGACCGAUAACAAACUCACUCUUACCAAGUCCGAGGAAGCUUUCGCUGCGGCCAAGGAGCUGAUGCCUGGAGGCGUGAACUCCCCAGUUCGUGCCUUCAAAUCCGUGGGUGGUCAACCAAUUGUGAUUGAUUCAGUCAAAGGGUCUCGUAUGUGGGAUAUCGAUGGCAAUGAGUACAUUGACUACGUUGGUUCCUGGGGUCCUGCAAUCAUUGGUCACGCUGAUGAUCAGGUGCUUGCAGCUCUGGGUGAAACCAUGAAGAAAGGAACCAGCUUUGGUGCACCCUGUCUGCUGGAAAACACUUUGGCAGAGCUGGUUAUCGAUGCCGUCCCCAGCAUUGAAAUGGUUCGGUUUGUCAAUUCAGGCACUGAAGCUUGCAUGGGUGCGCUCCGUCUGGCCCGUGCUUAUACCGGAAGAGAGAAGAUCAUCAAGUUUGAGGGCUGUUACCAUGGCCAUGCUGAUCCUUUUCUUGUUAAGGCAGGUAGUGGAGUUGCCACCUUAGGACUUCCUGAUUCUCCCGGUGUCCCCAAAGCUGCCACUUUUGAAACCCUUACAGCCCCCUACAAUGACACCGAGGCCAUUGAGAAACUCUUCGAGGCCAACAAAGGAGAAAUUGCCGCAGUUUUCCUCGAACCUGUUGUUGGAAACGCUGGUUUCAUUGUUCCUAAGCCUGAUUUUCAUAGUUUCUUGCGCAAGAUCACCAAGGAGAACAAUACCCUUCUUGUGUUUGAUGAAGUCAUGACUGGAUUUCGUUUGUCAUAUGGAGGUGCUCAAGAGUAUUUUGGCAUAACUCCAGAUAUAACAACUCUAGGAAAGAUCAUUGGUGGAGGUCUGCCGGUAGGCGCUUAUGGAGGGAGGAGGGAUAUUAUGGAGAAGGUGGCACCAGCUGGCCCAAUGUAUCAGGCUGGGACCUUGAGUGGGAACCCUUUGGCCAUGACUGCAGGCAUAGAGACCCUGCAGCGUAUUAAGGAGCCAGGAACUUACGAGUACUUGGACAAAAUCACUGGUGAGCUUGUUGAGGGCAUCAUCGAAGCUGGGAAGCGGGCAGGCCAUGCAAUAUGUGGUGGGCAUAUAAGGGGGAUGUUUGGGUUUUUCUUCACAGAAGGACCAGUGUAUAAUUUUGCAGAUGCCAAAAAGAGUGAUACGGCCAAGUUUGCUAGGUUCUUUUGGGGAAUGCUGGCGGAAGGUGUCUAUUUGGCACCUUCCCAGUUUGAGGCUGGCUUCACCAGCUUGGCACAUACUUCUGAUGACAUAAAAAAGACGAUAGCCGCUGCUGAGAAGGUUUUCAGGGAGAUCUGAUGGUUAAAUUUUGUUUUGUUGCAAAUUUAAUUUUCAGAGGGUGAAUUUGUAGGUCAAUUUAGAUUAUUGUUAUGGCAGUUGCUUUCGUUAUGAUCUGUAUCAUUUUCGCAUCCUGUAUCUAUCCAGUGUAUUAUGUUGAGCUGUGAGUUACUUGAAUUUGAAGCUUGUAAGCAUUCGAAUUCAUUGUUUAACUCCUCAUUCUAGUUUCACAUGUUAUGUUUUUAAUGUAGGCAUGCAUUUUGCUAAUGCAUUACAUAUCAGUAUACAUCUUUGUGGACUACA